GAAGAUUGCUAUGAUGAAUGAGUUAUGGUGGCAUUGAUAUUAUAUACUAGAGGUAUACUGGAUGACAGGUAGUAUUCCAACUGACUUACGGUUGCAAUAACUAGAUCAGAUAAGGCAGUAUCUGAUAUAGACAGGGACUUUUAUUAUUGAUGUUCCACUAUGAUACAUUUACUAUGGAUGCUUAUAUCAGGCACUCAAGCACAGGUGGCAAUGAUAACAAUCGAUAAGAAACAUCUCCAACUAUCGGAGUCAUCAACACAUUCAACCCCUCAUCUUCAAACGUCAACCAUAGCAUCUCUCAACCUGACAUUAUAGCAUACUUUAUCCUGAUAAUAAGGAUAUAACAGCCACAUAACAACAGCUGUUUCAAUCUGCCCCAGCCGAUCCUUCCAAAAUGGCUUCCCCGCUUCGAAUCGCCGUCCUGGAAUGCGACACUCCAGUACCCAAUGCCGAUGUGAAAUAUGGAGGUUACCGCGGAGUAUUCGCGACUCUGUUGAAAGAAAGUGCCACAGCUUUAGGACAGCCUGAGAAACUAAACCCGGAGUCUGGUCUCGACAUCACUGGAUGGGAUGUUGUGGAUAAGCAGGAAUACCCCGACUUGGAGGAUGUUGAUGCACUUCUUUUGACUGGAUCUAAACACGACUCCUUCGACGACCAACCCUGGAUCCUCAAAUUAGUCGAAUACACAAAGAAAGCUAUCAAGCACAACCGUGUACGAGUACUAGGAAUCUGCUUCGGACACCAGAUCAUCGGGCGUGCUCUCAAUGCCAACGUCGGCCGCAGUAAUGACGGUUGGGAGAUUGCAGUAUGCGACAUGGACUUAACCGAGCAGGGGAAGAAAAUCUUUGGAAAGGAUAAGCUUCGCAUUCAACAAAUGCAUCAGGAUAUCGUUCACGAAUACCCACCCAAUGUCGUUCCGCUUGGCUUUUCACCAAAAUGUGCCGUGCAGGGAAUGUACUCCCCCGGUCACUUUAUCACUGUUCAGGGUCAUCCCGAGUUCAGAGAGGAUAUUAUAACUGAGAUUAUCACGAUCCGAGCGGAGAGGGGUGUGUGGUCCCCGGAGGAAGCUCAGGAUGCUCUAAUUCGGGGAAAGACAGAGCAUGAUGGCGUUUAUAUCUUUGUGGUUUUCUUGAAAUUCCUGCUUGGUGAGUUGGAAUAGACUGUUUCUAUGGUCAUCGAAGUCUUCUCGCAUAGAUUGUUCAUAGAUUUAGAUAUUCAUAUACACCCAGAAUAUACACUUAAUAAAGAAUAAGUCCCCUG
Molecule: messenger RNA, 1260 nt
Organism: Aspergillus wentii DTO 134E9
Lineage: Eukaryota; Fungi; Ascomycota; Eurotiomycetes; Eurotiales; Aspergillaceae
Product: type 1 glutamine amidotransferase
Exons: 3
Coding region: 395-1159 (254 amino acids)
Cellular component (GO): cytosol; nucleus
Source: RefSeq, a predicted model, not a curated record